This is a messenger RNA of Asterias rubens (European starfish), 4097 nucleotides long. Its product is annotated as kazrin-like. The record is from RefSeq and is a predicted model, not a curated record. Lineage: Eukaryota; Metazoa; Echinodermata; Asteroidea; Forcipulatida; Asteriidae. The coding region runs from base 306 to 2711 and encodes 801 amino acids. The transcript has 14 exons. Gene Ontology annotation, molecular function: protein binding.
CCGGCGGCCCAUCCAAUGUUUUGCUGAAAUAUAUGGGUCGAGUUUGCACUGAUCCCGAACACAAAUUCCACACAAACACUUUUGUUGUGUAGGUUGUGAAAUUACACCAUUCUUGCUGUCGUUGAUUUAAUAUGAAGCAUAAUACAAUGUAAUGAACAAUAUUGUUAUGACUGCGACCUACGUAUGUAACCUGUAACUCCAUGAAAAAUUAUAGUUACUAGAGUUAGACUUUGUCUUUAUGCUGCCUGUGUGCUUGGUUGGGUCAGGUCGGUGGUGUCACUUUUGACAUUGACAAUUACAAUAGUAUGGCGGACGUAUUCAAAACGACCACAGCGGACCUUGGGCUGAUGAAAGACUCACUUAGUACAGCUAUUGAGUCGUUGGAUUCCUUAAAUGACCAGAUUGUGCAGUUUAUUUGUACACCUAAAUCUUCUGAGUGUGACGUAAGCAGUCCAGUUUGUGAGACAGCAGAUGUACCUGCCAGGGAUUCUCUCAAGUCCAAUCUAGCAUUAAUGCGUCGCUUGCUGAUUGAUGCUCAAAUCAAAUAUAGAAGAGUUGUUGAUGAAAACAAUAGACUGACAAAGAAUGAAUAUUCUCCACAGCUGACUGAUGAAGUAGUGGCUAAGGACACAAACAGGAGAAACAGCUAUGCUUGUAUCAAUGAAGGAGGGAACUGUGAUCCGGAUAAUGAAAAGGGUAACAAAGAAUGGGAGAGGCUACAGGAGGAGAGUGAGUUGCAGAGAAUACGAGACAGAUAUUGCCACCUGGAGAAUGAUAAUAUGACUUUGAUGAAACAGCUGGAUGAUUUACGUGCACUAGAUCAUAGUCAUGUUGAAAUUCCUAGUGCAGGAGAGUUGAAGAUUCAGUUGACACAGACAGAGCAUGAGCUAGCUAGAGCCAAAGAAGCCUUAACAGCAAUGAAGUCCGACCGCAAGCGUCUGAAAGGAGACAAGGUGGACCUCCUGAAUCAAAUGAAGCAGCUUUACUGUACCCUUGAAGCCAAGGAAGAGGAGAUGAGAGAUUUCAUUCGUAAUUAUGAGCAGCGUGUUUCGGAAAGUGAUGAAAGUCUUCGGAAAGUAAUUGCUGAAAAAGAGGAUGUUGAAAAGGACCGAUGGGAAAUACUGAAAAGAGCACGGGAAGCUGCAGAACGAUCUGUAUCACUCCGAGAACAAUUGGACCAGAGAGAAAAAGAAAAUGAAUGGUUGGAGGCUGAACUAGAAAAGUUGAAGCAGCAGCUAACAACAGAAAGACGUAGCCAUCAUCUUACAGCAUCAGACUCAUCAGAUGGAAGAUAUCCACACACAUGUAAACCAGUCUCUAAAGCUAACAGUGAAGCAUCAACUCCCAUAUCAGACCAAGCCACAUCAAAAACUCCUACUCUAAGUGCAGUCAUUGGCCAGUCUGAUAUAUCAGAUAUUGCCUUGGCAGAUAGCACAAGUACAGAACACCUCUUAUCCACAUCAGAAGUCACGGCACGUUCAAGUGAAGAGCUAACUUAUGAAGUCCAUCAUAGAGAAAAGAAGAAAAAAGCUAAGAAGCAAUCAAAGAAGUUCAACUCUCUCUCUAAGAUCUUUGGGAAAAAAAAUAGGUCCACUUUGGAACAGUUAGUUUUUGAUGAUACUCAUAUUUCAAGCUCAAGUAGACACAGCCCAAAUGCAACCUUUGAUUAUGCGUUGGAUGAUAGAGACAAAGCUCGACUUGCUGAGAAGUGUAGGAACACUCCUAUGACUCAAUGGAAGGCAGAUAUGGUUGUGUCUUGGCUUGAACUCACAAUGUGCUUACCACAGUACAGCCAGAAUUGCCAAGAAAAUAUCAAGAGUGGAAAGGUUUUACUUGGUUUAUCAGAUGCUGAGCUUGAAUCUGGAAUGGGUGUUACUAAUGUACUCCAUAGACGUAAAGUAAGACUUGCAGUUGAAGAGCAGAGACCUGGUGUUGAAAACAUAUAUCAAAAAGCUGGUGAUCUUGAUCAUCGAUGGGUGGCCCGAACGUGGUUGAAUGACCUUGGCCUUGGUCAGUAUUCCUUGCAGUUUGAAUCUGAACGGAUAGAUGGAAGGGUACUUAACAGUUUGACAAAGAAGGAUCUUGAAAAACAUCUCGGAAUCUCACGAAAGUUUCAUCAUGUCAGUUUACUUCAUGGCAUUGAAUUGUUGAGAAGAAUACAUUUUGAUAAAGGGGUUCUUGCAGAGCGUCGAGUACAGAGUGACGAUAUGGAUUGUGAUCUUGUAGUCUGGACCAGUCAAAGACUCAUUAGAUGGGCGAGAAGUAUCGAUCUUAAGGAGUAUGCUGACAAUUUAUUGGACAGUGGUGUCCAUGGUGCUCUGAUGGUAUUAGAACCAUCGUUUGAUUCAGAUGCCAUGGCAAAUGCUCUGGGAAUUCCUUCAAGUAAAACUAUUAUUCGAAGACAUCUAACCACAGAACUCAAUUCCAUCGUUUUUCCAGCCAGAGCCACACAGGAUCUGUUCAAUGCUGCAAUUGAAAAUCGUCCCAGGAGGAGUAGCGGAGGAGGUACACUUGGUAGAUCAUUUCAGAGAUCUUAUGCCAGUCCUAAUGAUGAUAAGAGCAGACCUAAACCAACAUUUAGGGGAUCCCUUGGUAGAGCAUUAGGAAGGAAGCUUCGUCAGGAGAUAGGUUAUUCAUCUAGCUUCAGUAGUGUACCUGAACAAGUGCGUGCAAGAUCACGUAGUCAAGAGAUAGAGAGUACCAUGGUGUAAUGAUAGCAUCACUAAUCUUCAGCAUGCUGUAUUGUAUCCAACUGGAUAGUUUAGCUGCUUAUCAAUAUCAUAAUUAUACAAAUCGCAAAGGUUCAAAGAGUUGGUAUUCAUUAUGACCUCAUUUUUAAUUGCUUAAAAUUGUAGAAGUAUUUUAUCUGAAAGCUUUGUGAUUAAAAAUAUCAAUGAAAUUCAUUGUUGUCUUGGAUUGGAUCCAAUGAAUGCCAAUAGAGGGAUCCGGGUGACAGUUAGGUGCUGCCAUCACUGGGUAGGCAUCUACAUAUUAUGUUUAGAUUUGUAAGCAUCUUUGACCAAUGAUGUUGAUGCAUCUGUGUGCAGUGCUACAGCCUCUAAGCUAACCUGAGUACAUCAUCCUAAGGUGGUUUACUUUCAAGUAUGGGCAUUCAUUUUUUACUGCAUGAAAAUAUGCAGAGCUACCAUUUAUAGGAUAUUUAUGGAACUGGAAAUCUUCACUCCCAAUCGAUGGUUGUAUUCAACUAAGGGACAAGGUUUCCUCAUUGGAUUUUUAUCUGUGUUCAUUUGUUCUUAUUUUUGUCAAGCAUUGUAGGAUUAGGAAGAGUUGACAACAAACUGUAUGUAUAGUUUGUUGGUUUUUUUUAAAGUAAAUUCCUAUCUUCUUCUUAAAAGAAGAAAUUUGCCAAGUCCUUCUUAAACUGUUCAUUUUCAAGUUGUUUGGAAAAGUUUUCCUGCUUGCCUUUUUAUUUCCACAUUAGCAUUGUGUAAGGAGAGUUAUGUGUAUGGAAGUCCUCAGCUAAACAGAUGCCAUCCUACAUAAAAGGAUGGUGAACAAGUGUUACUGUAAGUAAAAUGUUCAAAUCAUUGGGAAAUUAUUGCCUAUUUGAUUUAUCUUAUACUAACAAUAUCUUGUGUAAACCUUUUCAAAUAGAUUUUGCACAUUGUAAUCAUUUCUUUAGAUUUAAAGAUGAUAUUGUAUACAGUGUGCAUGUAAUAAUAUAUUUAAGUCAAUUUAAUGAAAAUAACUACUUCGAAAAGGCAUAUGGGUUUGAUCUGAGCACUGAAGCAUUUGAAGCAUGUUUCUUUGAAUAAUUGUGUUGUGAGUAACAUGCGACGGUUCUUGUACAUAUAUAAAUAUAUAUAUAUUUAUAUUUUAAAUCUUAUUGAUCAAAAUAUAUAUUUUUUAAAUGUCAACUUUAUGUAGUCCGGCUGGCAAGUGUUAAAAAUAAAAGCAUGGUUCUUUCAGUAUGCAAUUAGUAAGCAUUUAAACAAUUAAGCUUGAAAGUAUCUUCUACUUAAAUGAUAUUUAGGCUUGGAUGAGAAAGAUUUGAGUGUAGUGCUUGGUAUUUAACAACAUGGCUAACUGGAUUUAAAGGUAGUGGACACUAUUGGCAAUGACUCAAAAUAAUUGUU